CCACCAAACGUAGUGGAACGCCCAGCUUCGCGCCUUCGAUUGGCCUUGCACCGAUUUAAUGGUCAAGCGCGGACACUAGGCUGAGUGAGCAGCAGUCUAUACAUAUAUCUACCACUACGCCUACUCCUCGUGCGGCAAAGGGUGUGUGCCGCAUCCUUGCAUGUCGAGGGAGUUAGUGGCCGGGUUCUGACGACGCCCUACCAGCGGACGUCCAUGUAGAUGGCGGAGCACUCUGCCACGCCUUACAGCAUCUAGGCCCAGGCGGCAGGAGCAUCGCGCCUGGGCAGGCGGGUUCAAUGGACUACGGAAACUCCCCCUAUUCCACGGUCACGCUCGGGAAUGGCUUCGGAGGCCUGGCACGCUCGCACUCCCUGGCCCGCAGCUCCUCGCUGCGCAACUCGACGGGGUCGAUAGGCAACCCGGGGGGUGGGGGCUUCACCUUCGACGCGGCCGGGGGCGCCCGCGCCAGCGGUGGUGGGGCCGGAGGCUAUGGAGGCGCUGGGGGUGCCGGUGCCGGAGCUGGGCCCGGCUAUAGCCGCACGAACGGCGCGGACCCAUACGGGCGCCCCAGCAGCGGCCGCGGAGGGGCAGGCAUGCAGCAGUUGGGCGGGGGCGGGUAUGCAGGCAGCGGCGGGGGCAUGGCGAGCGGGCGCAUCAGCAACUCCGGGGGCGCGCCGCUGUACAGCGGCGCCGGCGGCAUGGUGGCAGGCACCACUCAGCGGCGGCCCAGCACCUCGGGCGGCUGGGAGGCGGCCACGGCGCCGGCGGGCAAGGUGCCGCUCACACAGCGCCUCGCGCAGGUGAAGGCGGUGUAUGCUGCAGCCAAGUUCAACCACAGUCUGGACUCCGUGCUGCGCAGUGGCACAUCAGCGCUGAGGCCGGAGGCGCGCGCCGCCGCCAGCAGCACCAUGCGUCCCGGGACCAGCGGCGGCGGCGCGCGGCCGCAGACGCCGACCCGGCGCGAGGGACAGCGGCCCAUCGGCUUCACGUGCUACCUGUGCGGGCAGCAGUACGGCAGCCAGAGCCUGAUGAAGCACAUCCCGCAGUGCCAGAAGAAGUGGGUCAUGGUGGAGAGCCAAAAGCCGCGCAAGGAGCAGCGGCCGCUGCCGCCCAUGCCGCCUGAGCUGGAGGCCGGCGAGCUGCCGUACACAACGCAGGAGAUUGAGGAGUUCAACCAGCGCAUGUACGGCUACUGGGACAAGGUGUCGCUGGUGGGGUGCCCCAUCUGCGCCCGGACGUUCAGGCCUGACGCCUUUGAGCGGCACGCGAAGGUGUGCACAUGGGACAACCCCGGCGGCCCGCUCGGACCCAACAAGCACGCGCCGCCGCCUGGGGCGCGGCCGGGCGCCGCGUCGCCUGCGCGGCCCAAGAGCGGGUACGGCGGCGGCGGCGGAGGAGGAGGAGGUGGAGGCGGGGGCUACGGCGCGCCACCGUCGCCGUCGGGCUUGCCGGCUCGGCGCGAGGGACAGCGGCCCAUCGGCUUCACGUGCUACCUGUGCGGGCAGCAGUAUGGCAGCCAGAGCCUGAUGAAGCACAUCCCGCAGUGCCAGAAGAAGUGGGUCAUGGUGGAGAGCCAAAAGCCGCGCAAGGAGCAGCGGCCGCUGCCGCCCAUGCCGCCUGAGCUCGAGGCCGGCGAGCUGCCCACUACCGCGGCGGGCAUCGAGGAGUUCAACCAGCGCAUGUACGGCUACUGGGACAAGGUGUCGCUGGUGGGGUGCCCCAUCUGCGCCCGGACAUUCAGGCCCGACGCAUUUGAGAGGCACGCCAAGGUGUGCACACCGAGCAACCCUGGCGGCCCGCUCGGACCCAACAAGCACGCGCCGCCGCCUGGGGCGCGGCCGGGCGCCGCGUCGCCUGCGCGGCCCAAGAGCGGGUACGGCGGCGGCGGCGGAGGAGGAGGAGGAGGCAGUGGCAGCGGGGGCGGCACACCGGCUCGCCGCGAGGGCGAGCGGCCACGUGCGUACGUGUGCUACCUGUGCGGAUCGCAGUUCGGCAGCCAGAGCCUCAAGAUCCACAUCCCGCAGUGCUACGAGAAGUGGCUCAAGGUGGAGGCGAACAAGCUGCCCAAGGAGCGCAAGCAGCCGCCGCCGCCGCCGCCCGAGCUGGACCAGCCUCUGCCCACCGACACGGCCGGCAUCGACGAGUUCAACUCCAAGAUGUUCGCCUACUACAACGGCGUGUCGCUCUACCCCUGCCCCAACUGCGGCAGGACCAUGAGGCCUGAGGCGCUCAAGUCGCACAUGAAGGCGUGCACAGCGGACAGGCCCAUGGCCCGGCCGGGGGCGGGGGCAGGAGGUGGCGGGGGAGGCGGAGGCGGAGGUGGCGCCGCCCGCGGCGGCGGCGGCGCGCCGGGCGAGUAUGACGACGGCGGCGGUAUGGAGCUGGAGCCGUGUGCCAACUGCGGCCGCAAGAUGAGGCCCGAGGCUUUGGUGAAGCACCAGCGCAUGUGCACGCCCAGCAAGCCCAUGAAGCCGGUACGACCCGCGGGCGGCAGCAGCGCCGCAGCCGCAUCCUCGGCGGGUGGCGGCGGUGGUGGUGGCGGCGGCGGCGGGUACGGUGAUGACGGUGACGCGGGGCCGGAGCCGCCCAAAGCGGCCUACAGGCUGCCGCCCGAUGCCGGGGGCGGCGGUGGCGGCGGAGGGGGCGGUGACUACUACGGCGACGAGGGGGAGGAGCCGCGCGUGCAGUGCGGCACGUGCGGGCGCAGCUUCCUGCCGGGGGCGUACGAAAAGCACUCGCGCGUUUGCGCCAAGGUGUUCGCUGGCAAGCGCAAGGUCUUCAACAGCGCCGCCAAGCGCGUGGGCGGCACGGAUGCUGCGGCAUACGUCAACCCCCGCACCUUGACAGCCUCCUCCCCCGCGCGGCCCUCGCCGCCCUCCGGGCCAGCGCCGUCGGGAACUGGAGGGCGCCCGCGGGCAGGCGGCGGCGGCCGCGCGGGUGGUGGCGGCGCUGGGGGAGGCGGCAGCGGCAACCAGCCUGCGUGGAAGGCCAAGAGCAACGCGCUGCGUCAGGCCAUGUCUGAGAUGCGCAAGGUGUCUGCGGCCCUGGCCCGCGGCGAGGACAUCCGCAACAUCCCGCACGUACCCUCCGCGCCCGACCCCAGUCUGGUGCAGUGCCCCUGCUGCGGCCGCCGCUUCAGCGCGCAGGCGGCGGAGCGGCACAUCCCGCGAUGCGGCGGCAUCCAGGCCAAGCCCAAGUUCCUCAAGGCCGGAACGGGCGGUGCCGGCAAGGGCGCCCCGGACAGCAAGCCCCUGCCGCGGUGGUGAGUCGCGCGGCAGGAGCGGCGGCGGCCGUGGACGGCUUGUGCGCUGCGGCGGCCACAACGGCUGUAUGGACAGCGUCGGAUUCAUGAAACUAUGUACAGUCGACCGUUGGUGCGGCGGUAAGCUUGGCAACAGGCUCGUCAGCCAGUGCUUAUAAACUACUUUUGUGGAUGGCGAGCAGUGUGUUCGUGGUGCCGAGCAAGCACGAUGAAACGGAAGUGACAGGGCGGUCAUGCUACACCCAUGGUGGAUACAUGACAGUGUGUGGUGUUGACUGGGAUUGGGAGAUCGCGCGUAUAUAUGUCGCAACGUGACACGGUACUAUAUCUGUUUAUAAAACACGGGCUUGCGGGGGGCUGGGCUCAGGGUGGUGUGAAAAGCAGUCCGUGGUCUUACGUGUGGGACAGCAUGGUCAUGGACGACACAUGCUGGCGACGGUUAAAUUGCAUUGCAAACGAGACGGACCUGCUGAUGGAGACAGGGUUCACGAAGAUGACUUGAAAUUGCGUAUGAGUCUGUAAGC
Messenger RNA from Chlamydomonas reinhardtii, 3786 nucleotides. RefSeq lists its product as uncharacterized. The transcript is spliced from 13 exons. Bases 297 to 3266 code for a protein of 989 amino acids. NCBI's taxonomy places the organism in Eukaryota, Viridiplantae, Chlorophyta, Chlorophyceae, Chlamydomonadales, Chlamydomonadaceae. Gene Ontology annotation, biological process: DNA repair. Gene Ontology annotation, molecular function: DNA binding. The record is from RefSeq and is a predicted model, not a curated record.